CGGAAGCCGCCGAAAGCAUGUGGGCAGCCGUUUUCUGGUGAUUGCCUCGCUCUUCUUCCUUCUUUUUCUUCCCUCUCCUCUUCCUUUUUCUUUCUUCCUCUUGGGCAUUCUGCGUAUUUUGCGUCGCUCCCGAAGUCACCAGCUUCGUCCCGUAUCUUUUCGUAUUUUCACUAUAUAAAUCACUUAUAUAGUGCCUCAUUUUCUUGCCUUAUACCCCUCCUAACGAAUCACGACUCGCUAUUAACAACCGCCGCCACAAUGGUUGAGAAGCUCUACGUUACGUACAAUGAUGUCCACAAGCUGUGCCAGCAGGCCGCUCCCAAGAUCCUCGAGGAGUUCAAGCCGCAGCUCAUGAUUGCCAUCGGCGGUGGCGGCUACGUCCCUGCGCGUAUCCUGCGCUCAUUCCUCAAGCAGCCCGGAUCUCCCAACAUCCCCAUCCAGGCCAUCGGCCUCUCCCUGUACGAGUCCCUCGGCAACAGCGAGGUCGAGGAGAUCGGCACAAAGGUCACCCGCACCCAGUGGCUCGAUCUCUCCGCCCUGGGCGAGAUGGAGAACCUCGUCGGCAAGCGUGUCCUGAUCGUGGACGAGGUCGACGACACCCGGACGACGCUCGAGUAUGCCGUCAAGGAGCUGGAGAAGGAUGUCGAGGAGGCCCGCCAGAGGCUCGGACCCGAUGCGCCCAAGGCCGAGUUCAGCAUCUUUGUUCUCCACAACAAGGACAAGCCCAAGAAGGGCCAGCUGCCCGAGGAAAUGGUCAAGAGCCGCUACACCGCUGCCGUCACCUGCGGCGAUGCCUGGAUUAACUACCCAUGGGAGGCGAUCGACAUUGACGAGCACGACAGACUUGCCCAGCAGAAGGCAUAAUGCAUUCACGUCGUUUAAGCUUGCCAGGAAGUAAAAUAUAGAAAUAUAU
Trichoderma asperellum CBS 433.97 is the source of this 913-nucleotide messenger RNA. RefSeq lists its product as uncharacterized. Gene Ontology annotation, molecular function: hypoxanthine phosphoribosyltransferase activity. Gene Ontology annotation, cellular component: cytoplasm. Gene Ontology annotation, biological process: GMP salvage; hypoxanthine metabolic process; XMP salvage. The record is from RefSeq and is a predicted model, not a curated record. Lineage: Eukaryota; Fungi; Ascomycota; Sordariomycetes; Hypocreales; Hypocreaceae.